Molecule: messenger RNA, 2671 nt
Organism: Lepisosteus oculatus (spotted gar)
Lineage: Eukaryota; Metazoa; Chordata; Actinopteri; Semionotiformes; Lepisosteidae
Gene: htr4b
Product: 5-hydroxytryptamine receptor 4
Biological process (GO): regulation of appetite; G protein-coupled receptor signaling pathway, coupled to cyclic nucleotide second messenger; chemical synaptic transmission
Cellular component (GO): plasma membrane; dendrite
Molecular function (GO): G protein-coupled serotonin receptor activity; neurotransmitter receptor activity
Source: RefSeq, a predicted model, not a curated record
UCUGACUUGCCUUGCAACCUGUCCUCUGAUACUCGUCUUUCAUCUUCACCAUUGGCAUUUUCGCUUGUGCAUCUAAACGUUUUUGGUUUUUGAGAAUGUUCUGAAGGAAUAUGCCUCUCCUUAGCAACAGAACACGGCUUCUGAACCUAAGCACCAAGGCUCAGAACCCACAGGGAGACUGUGGUUUCUUCUGCAGAGGCGUCCCAUCAACUGAAACCCAUGCAGAUGACCAGUGAUGGCCACAGAGCUGAACCUAACAGACAUUUCAAGAAAUGGAGAGGUAAAUGCAGAAUUAAGCCCAGCAGAGAGGAUUAUUCUCACCAUCUUCCUGGCUUUCAUCAUAAUCAUGACUGUCCUUGGUAACCUCCUUGUCAUGGUGGCACUCUGCAAAGACAGACAGCUGAGAAAAAAGAAGACAAACUAUUUCAUUGUGUCACUGGCAUUUGCUGAUCUCCUGGUGGCAGUGGUUGUCAUGCCCUUUGCUGCAAUAGAAUUAUCCAAGGGCUACUGGGAGUAUGGAGAAACCUUCUGCCUGGUCCGAACAUCGCUGGAUGUCAUGCUGACCACUGCAUCCAUACUGCACUUGUGUUGCAUUGCUCUAGACAGAUACUAUGCUAUUUGCUGUCAGCCAUUGGUGUACAGGAAUAAGAUGACCCCUCUGCGAGUAGCUCUUAUGCUGGGAGGCUGCUGGGUUAUUUCUUUCUUUAUCUCCUUCCUCCCAAUCAUGCAGAGCUGGAAUGCUAUUGGAAUUGAGAAAAUUAUAGAAGAAAGAAAGUUCAACAACUCCACAAAUGAGACCUACUGUGUCUUCUUGGUGAAUAGACCUUACGCUAUCAUCUGCUCUGCUGUGGCCUUCUACAUUCCCUUGGUCCUGAUGGUGCUGGCCUACCAGCGGAUAUACAUCACCGCCAUGGAACACGUGCGCCAGAUCGGGACCCUGCAGAGAGCCGGCUCCGCGCCUGAAGCGUACGACGGCUCCGACCACCAGGGCUCCAGCAGGAUGAAGAUCGAGACCAAAGCGGCAAAGACUCUGGCAGUCAUCAUGGGCUGCUUCUGCCUGUGCUGGGCCCCUUUCUUCAUCACCAACAUCAUCGACCCCUUCAUUGACUAUAGCGUGCCUUGGGAGCUGUGGACUGCCUGGCUGUGGCUGGGCUAUGUGAACUCAGGCCUGAACCCUUUCCUGUACGCCUUCCUCAACCGAGCUUUCCGACGUGCCUUUCUCAUGAUACUGUGCUGCGGCAACGAGCGCUACGUGCGUCCGGGAAGUUUUGGCCCCUCACGGCAUUACACCACAUCGGUCAAUGGGACAUCCAUCGCACUGAGAUUAGCAUUCCUUCCCAAUCGGAACCACAGUGACAACGGCAGACAGAUUCUCUCCAGUGAGCUGGAAUCUCAGGACUCCACCGGCUAAACCUAGAGUUUGAUGAAGGAAGAGAUGGCACAACACAUAUACACAUGAAUGUAUCUGUAGUGUCCUGACAUAAUACUGUAAUUUGGCCAUGCUUGGAUAUGCUUGUCUGUAAUCAAAGCUUUUCAGUCCGGUAUUCAAGAUGUCUGUGUAUAACAGGGAUCUCAGCCACCCAGACUGAAGGAGUUCUCCUUUAGCUCGGCGUCCUGUUGCGUGAUGCCGGAGACCCGGGUUCGCGCCCAGGAAGUGAGGGACGAACUGGCAGGGCAGGAGCACCAAGGGCGGAAACCACCAGAACCAUUACAUCUGGAAGGCAGCGAGCGAUCUUUCAUAAAGAAGAAUUGUUAUAUGAUGUUCAGAGAAUGGCAGAGGACGGCACAACUGGGUUCAAAUUCACUGGAAAAUUACUGCCUCUGUUGUGGUGAAGUGACCUGGAAAAGCCUAUAACAACAGCACCAUGAAGCAUGGACAUGCCUGCAUAUACCAUCAAAAGCUUCUAGCUCAAAUUAUAUUACCUGUACAAACAGAGAUGAGCCCCAAACAGACCAAUGUGACUUUCACUGCCUCUCUCUUCACUAAACUCUUGUCUAAGGGACAGGAGACAACUGAGUAUCAGUGUCUUGUACAGUACCUGAUGAGUCAGUUCUUCAUCAGUUUAUUUCUAUAGUCACAUCAGGUUUGGCACCUAACAGAGAUAUACGACUCCAGUGUCUGUAAAUGAGACUGAAGUACCAUGUUGGAUCUAUCAUGAAAUGGAUUACAGCCUGAUGUGUUGAAAACACAGGCAUGGAGUUUCUUGAGCAAGGGAAAAUGAGAAAUGAGAAAAAGAGGCUGAACAACAUCCUCGUUUGUGAUUUUUCCUAUUAUUUGACAUUCUUAACUCUUCUGGGCACAGUACCAUUCAAAUGAAGCAUCUCUAAAGGCCUUGUCAAAUAGGUAUACUAGGACUUGAUGCCUUUAUUCUUUUGAAGGAUGGCUCUUUAUUAAUCCACAAAUAAAAGCAUUCACCUUCUUCACCAAGUACCACAGCCUCCACACUGGCAUCAUCAAAUCAUGGACAAUUUGGAUCCUCAGCAGGGGGAAAUCACUCCCUGUCCUGCUACUGACAGAAAUACAGAAAAACUACAGUACAUAGACCUUCAGAAAUGUGGUGCAAUGUGUUAUACAGCUUUUCAUUGAUUUUAGUGUUUGUUGAAGUCAAACAGGAAUAAAGACUGUAAGAAUUGACUCAUCUGGUUAUGAAAAUAAAGACUGCCACUCCAA